Messenger RNA from Hipposideros armiger (great roundleaf bat), 6835 nucleotides. RefSeq names its product glutamate rich 3 (gene ERICH3). The coding region runs from base 55 to 4569 and encodes 1504 amino acids. The transcript is spliced from 13 exons. Lineage: Eukaryota; Metazoa; Chordata; Mammalia; Chiroptera; Hipposideridae. The record is from RefSeq and is a predicted model, not a curated record.
CAGAUCACAAGAAGUGGAAGAAUACUUUCUGAAAAAGAAUACAAACUAAAUAUCAUGAAGAGGGAUCACCAAAAAUAUAUCCGGGAGUGCUUAGCUCAGGCUAUUUUCCAUAAGGUUCUUGAUAUGGAGCGUUACCAUCAGCUUGAAAUAAAAAAGAAAUUGGAGACUUUAGCUAGAAAAGAGCAAAUUCAGAGAUUUAAGGGAGAGCCCACAAGAUGGUCUGUAGGAAAUGCCAUGCCAGCCCUGUCUCCCCACCCCCCAGCAGGCCCAAAGACUAACUGGGGCCAUAGUGUUGUGGUUGAUGAAGGAUGUUCCAGUCCAAUAACACAGACAGCCCCUCGACCAUACACUGCCCCAGGAAAUAUGCAGCCUCCAAUUCGAUUGCAGCCUCUUCCCAGUAAUCCUGCUGUAGGAACUGUUCCAAAGAUAACUUUGGGGUCCAGAUCAAAAACCACAUUGCUGGAAAAUGAAGCUCCGUUUCCCAUUGGGGGCAAGAAGGCAGUGAUGAAGUUCAGGAACUCUAUGGACAAUUCACAGGGAAUGAAUCGAUACCAACUUCUUAACAGCUACAUACCUAUUCCUCCUUCACCUCCUCCCCGCCAUGGAAAAAUCGUACGGGAAAAUAGACCUGAAACAUGGAGAAGGAGAAGAUUUCGUCCAACCACUGCUCCAAAUGGCUUAGAACCUCUCUUUGCCAGGGAUUCAAGAAAGAUCCACAGAACACCGCUGCAUAGUAAUGCAGCUAUUACAAUGAUCUAUUUGGGGAAAAAUGUGCACCUAUCUUACGUGCAUCCAGACUUCCGGGAUGAAAUAAAAGUUUAUCAACAGCACUGUGGUGGGGAAAACCUUUGUGUCUAUAAAGGCAAACUACUUGAAAAAGAGACCUUUCAGUUUAUCUCCAAAAGGCACCACGGUUUUCCCUUCAGUCUCACCUUUUUCCUGAAUGGGAUGCAGGUGAACAGGUUAAGCUCCUGCUGUGAAUAUAAGCAUCGGAAAGGUUCCAGACUUGGAGGCAAACGAGGCUACUUUGGGUUUGUGUGUGUGGAGAGAUCAUCCCCUUGCUACAAGUGCAUUAUUGCAAUGGGCCUUGACAAAAAACCAACUUCACCAAAACCUAAGAAACAAAAGAGUGUUGAGAAAAGAGAGGAACCGGAGAAGAGCAAAGGGAAACUGAGGAAGGAUAGAGCAUACAUGAUACCAAGAAGGAAUGAGAUGGAAGGGAGCAGAGCCUCUGCUUCAGUCAUUUUUUCAGCUGAAGAGGAAAAUGCAGAGGUCGAAGAAGUGAGAACUGCUGUAGAAGAAAUGGAACGUAGAGGACAAUAUGCUUGGGAAGAUGACCAGGAAAAUACAUUUAAAUAUGAAUAUGAAGAAGAUUUUGAAGUAGAUGAGGAGAAACAAGAUGAGAACGCUAAUGAAGAAGGACAGGCUGAUGAUCAAGUGAAUGGAAUGUUAAAGUCACCCUCAGACGAUGAAAAAGAUCAUUUAGACCCUGGAAAGAAGAGUGAAACCUUGUCACAGAAGGUAGCAAAUGCUGAUGACAAUGUGAAAGAUGAGGAUGAUGGAUGUUCUGAGAGUGAAUUGGAAGAGGAUAAAGAAGAUAUAAAAAGUGCUUCAUCAUCUUCAUCCAGAAGUCACCCAUAUUCUAGCUGCAGUGACAGUGAAUCUGCACUGGGGGACAGGGAAGCACAUGUUGAAAACAGUCCCGAUGAAAGCGCCAGAAGUUCAUCUUCUCAGGAUUUGAGUGGAAAUGAUGAGCUAGGAAAACCCCACCUUCCAACUAAGGAUUUCUUAAAAAUCAAAAUUGAAGACCAUGAAAUAAUAAAGGGAGAUGUGGAGACCACGCCUCUGCCCACAGAUGAAAGCUUGGAGAAUGUUCUGAAAGAAGAAACUGAGAAAGGAACCCAAGUGAUUGCAAAAGGCACAUCUGAGAAGUCCAGGGGACAGCUUUCCAAGGAAGAAAAGGAAAAUUAUAAGAGUAAGCUUUGGAAAGGAAGCACUGCUAAGGUGAAAGACAAAAAGGCAGGUCCCUGUAAUGUGGAGAAAGGUGUUGGACAGAUAAUAGCUGAAGCUGAGGAACCUGGCUGCCACUGCCCCUAUGACACUGAGUCUGGUGUUAGCAGCACAGAUGAGGGGGAGAAGCACUCGAGGAAGCCAGAGAUUGACACAGGUGCAGCACCGAAUAGGAAUUUAAUGGUGGAGGAAAGGGAAGCCCUCAACUCAAACAAGGAAUCCAAGCCAGUUGCAUCAGAAAUGGAUACACUGGAGAAGGAAGGAGCAAUGGUGGAAGAUGAAGUCCCCCAACACAGGGAUGUUGACACAACAGAACAAAGAGUGGAUGUAACACUGUGGGGUUCAGCAGGGGUUAAUGAGGUUCCCUUUGGGGAGGGGAAGCCAACAGCAGAGCAGCCAGUAUUAGUAGAACAAUUUACAGAGGGAAGGGAAGUCCCUCAGCACAUAGCAAGUGGGGCAGAGGCAGAAGAAGAAAAGGAUAGAGGGCUGGAUAAAGAGGGGUUAAACCUCAUGGGAAAAGCAACAGCAAGAGACUCUGGAGGUCUGAAGGAAGAUGAGGCUCCUGAAGAACAAGCCUCGAUGCAGACAGUGCUGGAGACAGAGAAGGCAGCUUCUGAAGAGGAACAGGGUUUGGAGAAGACAAUGCUAGCAAGCAAGGCCCCAGCUCAGAGCUCAGAGUGUGUGCAGGAGGCAGCAGCCCUGAGCGAGGCCAUGUUGCUGAAGGGAGAGGCUGAGAGCAGGGCAGCUGUGAGUGAGGCAGGGUCUGAAAAGCCAGAUGUGGAGGAAAGAGAAGAGGAAGCAUCCACAGAUCUAGAGGCCAUGGGGCCUGAGGAAGACUCUGCCUCCUGGGGAGAGGGUGGUUCAGAAGAGGCAAUACUUGGGGGAGAGGAAACAGCGCAAGACAGGAAAGCAGUUAUGGGAACAGAAACACCAUUUUGCUCCUCAACUGCUGAGAAGGCUGAGGCAACCCAGAUGGAAGUUUCGCAGGACAGCCGGGAAGAACUUGACAAGGAAGAUGUGGAAAGGAAGGAGGUUGUGACUGAGGCAGAAUCUAAUAAGGACAAUGACAGGAGAGAAAUAUUACCUGAGGAAGUCUAUGCAGCAAAAGAGGCAGUGAAAGCUGAGAGGCCAAAAACACCUCUAGGGGAAACUGAAUCUGAGAGAGAAGAGGUGACAAGGGCAAAGGUACUUCAGGGUGAAGACAUUUUAGAAGAGGAGCAAGAGUUUCAAGGGGAAGAGGGGAAACCUGUGAAGGAAGGAAGACAUGAGGAAGAGACACAAGGCCCCCAAACUGAAAUGGAAUGUGAUGUUGAGAAGGAAGCACCCACGGAGGCAUCUGAAUUGCCUGAAGACUCAGGGCCACAGGAAGAAUAUGUACUGAGAGAGAGAGAGGUGUCCAUGUUUGAAAUGGCACCUGAAUUUGAAAAGUCACUGGAAAACGUAAUAGCUCUGAGGAAAGACGAAGGAGGGGAAAGACUUAGAGAAACUGGAGACACAGAGCACGAAGGCAGAGCAGAGAUGCUUCACAGAGAGGAGGAGAACAUGGCUCCCUUAGCGCCAGAUGAGGGGCCAGGCCCUGAGGGAGAGGGUGUGAUGGCAGCUCCUGAGAGUGACCCAGUGAGACAGGUGCAGGCAGCUGAAGCUCCGAUCACAGCCACAGGCGAGGCCCAGGAGUGUGCAGCCCAAGAUCAAGAUGGCCUUGCAGGACUGGGAAGGAGAGGUAAGGAAGGGUCUGUACAAGGGCGACAAGGAGUAGGGGCCAUGGCAACGACCCAAGGAGAUGUUCCUGAGGGAGAUGCCAUCAUGGCAGGAACAUUGAGUGAAGAAGUGAUGGAUGAGGACCCAGAAGGGGAGGCUGAUGAAGAGUGCACCCUGGGGACAGGAGUGAUGAAGAACAGGGACGCAGAGGGGGAUGGGAGCUUGCCAGGAGGAGGAGUUGUGGCUGAGGAAGAUUUGCAUCAAGAAGGAGGAACGGCAGAAAUGUCCGAGGAGAAGAAAGAGGUGUUGGCAGCUUCAAAGACAGCUGAGGAGAAAACAGCUGCUAAUACAGCCUCCAACUUUUCAGGUGUUGCUGGUGAAGAAACUUGGCACACAAUGGAUGAGUCACUAGGAAAAACAGCAGCGGCAGAGAGGGUGGCAGUAGAGGAAACAGCGCUGAGCAGGGAAGACGUGCCAGCAGUGGAGGAGGUGCCAGUGAUUGGAGCAUCAGAGACUGGGCUGGGGGAUCUAAGGGGAGCUUCAGACCUGGAAGGGAAGGCCCUACAGCUGGGGCAGGCUCCAAAGGGAGGGGACGCUGGCACCACUCAGCAGCCGGCAGAGUCAACAGGAGAGGAGGAAGGGCUGGGUAGCCUUGUUGGGGGACAGGAGUUGGGCCAGGCUGAAGAAUUCAGACUAGGAUUAUGCCAAGAGCGAGAGUCAGAGCCAGGUAGAGAGAACCUACAGGACUUGGAAACACUCCCUGUAAAACCCGACUACACUGGGACCCAAGAGAGACAAGAGCAUACAGUGCAAAGAGAAAGUGAGAACGUAGGUGUUUCCAUGGACGACAUGAAGGCCUAAGAGACUUCGUGGCAGACGGCUAUUUUAAAAAUGUGUUCUGGAAGACUUGAAGAGCAGAGAAAUAUUCAUCCAAGCACCUCACCAGGACUUUAGGCUUUAUCUUUUUUUUUUUUGAGAAAAAUCUCUGUGCUUGUCUGAGCUGGCUCCCAGUCUGUCAGUGCUGGUUAGUAGCAGUGAGCACCUUGACAAUGGCUGACAGAUCUGUCAGACCCUCCUUACCGCAGUGGUUCCUAGCAGAGGCCUGUGAGGCUAUUAAGUGUUCAACAGAGUAACAUGUCUAUAUUCAAAUUAAAUCGAUAUUUUUCAAAUGUUUGACUUUUACCAAAGAUAACUUGAGUGGCCCAGUUCCGAUGUCUGGGGUUUGUUUAAAUUCUUUUUUAUUGAUAAUCAAACAUUAGACCCAGUUUCAUACAUGAGAGUUUUACUUAAAAUCGGUGGCUUGGGGCUUUAAUGACGUGAUCUGUGAAAAUGAGCUUGAAAAGGUCUUUCCAUGUACACUCAGUACUCAAGAUUGCUCCUGACCUGUAAAAUGAUCCUAUGGCAUGUAUAUUCGCUUAGAAAUAGCCAUUCUUUCUAUUUAUGCCAGAAGAGUAAUUUAAAGUGGAAAUCUUAUUUCGAAGUGCCCUUGGCUUUUUUUGUGUGUGUUUCUGUAGUUUUGCUUUCUGAGGUAGACUGGUAAAUGCUUCUGGUAUUUCAGCCCUGGGUGCCUUAUUUCUGGGCCGCUUGAAUUUUAAUCAUAGUAGUAAAUAAUUUAGCUAAGUGAAAUGAGUAACAAUAAUUAUAGCAGGUCAACAUCGCACAUCAGCACAUACACCAACAUUCUAGAUGCGUUGGUUGAUGUCAUUCAAUGGAAAAGAAACUUGGAUUAAAUUAUUGGGCCUCUCACCUUCCCAAGGUCUGUUAUUUCAAACCUGUGAACUAACCUCGGAGUGCAUUGUAAAUCAAUAGUCACAACUGCUUUCUAAAUUACUCCCUGAUAUUACCAGAAAUAGUUGUGCAUCAGUGUGCCUCCUGGGGAUUUUGAUUUCCUCGAAUGGCACAUUGGUUUGGCUGUCUUUUCUCCAUGUGAGAAGGCAAAAGAAAAUUUCUGAAAAUCAGUGUUUCUCCAGCUAGACUACACAUUUAGACUUUCAUGGGACAUUUUCAUGAAUGCAUGAAGGAUUCAUCCAUUGUUCCUACUGCAAAUAUUCAGAUUUAAUUAGUUUUAGAUGGGCGCAGGCAUCAGGUUUAUUAUUAUUAUUAUUAUUAUUAUUAUUAUUAUUAUUAUUAUUAUUUAGUUGAUUCUACCAUGUGGCCAAAAUUGAGAACUGCUGUCCUAAAUCAUCAUAUAAUCUAUGCUGGCUGCCCUACCAUGGUUCUCAAAAUGUGGUCCCUUGAUCAGGAUAUCAGCAUCACUUGAAACUGUCCCAAAUACCAAUUCUUGCCCUUAUCUUGUACCUAUUAAAUUGGAAAGUCUGUGGGAGGAGCCUAGCAACUGUUGUUUUAUCAAGCUUCCCAGGUAAUUUGGAUGUACUCUAAAGUCUGCAAAUUGCUGUCAUGACAUUGAUUAUAUUGAGGAUUAGUCUUCAUUGAAAAGUGGAUUGCAGAAGCAUUGUGAACUUCCUCUCUCUCUCUCUCUCUCUCUCUCUCUCUCUCUCUCUCUCUGUUUCUCUCCCCUCCUUCUCUCUUUUUCUCUUCCUCUGUUUUUCUAUCUCUAGGAAAGAGUACUUACUAUAAAAGUGAUGAAUUCAACUUUAAACUCAUUUUUAUUAUGACUGUACUGAUGUGCAUGAAGUCCUACAGCCCACCUCUCUCUUGAGGAUGAGUGUCAAUCACAGCACAAUGUAGAUCUUUAUUUUAUGAGUGGAUUCCGUCUACAUUAUAUCCAAUUUCUUUUAUUACUGAGCUGCAUUACUGUGGAACUUUACAGUAUUUGUUCCUUGAUCUCAACCUCAAUGCUACAGAGCACUUUGAAUACAUCGAACUUUACGGGAAAGAUUUUAAAUUUGUUAAUUUCAUUGAAGAAGGAGUUUUGUACAAUGUGUUAAAUGGAAAUUGCAUUGGAUUAUUUUUAUAUUUAACACAUUCUGUGGAAACAUUCUGUAACAUGAUUCUACAAUCUGCAUGUGGGUUUAACUGUGAAAUUCAGUGUUGUGAUAUUUUGACUAAAGGAGCUCUUUCUCUGCAAAUCCUGUGUUGAUAAAAUUAUUUGUAUGUUUAAGUGAACUGAUUUUCCCUAGUUUCAUUAUUAAAAGCAUAAAUAAAUAAAACAUAUGUUUAUGGAGAA